Molecule: messenger RNA, 1583 nt
Organism: Mytilus trossulus (common blue mussel)
Lineage: Eukaryota; Metazoa; Mollusca; Bivalvia; Mytilida; Mytilidae
Product: argininosuccinate synthase-like
Exons: 15
Coding region: 180-1418 (412 amino acids)
Biological process (GO): urea cycle; L-arginine biosynthetic process
Cellular component (GO): cytoplasm
Molecular function (GO): argininosuccinate synthase activity; ATP binding
Source: RefSeq, a predicted model, not a curated record
CGAUGUGACAGGUGGUAGCUAACUAUUUUAUUACAUGUGUGCAAAUAACGAAGAAUUGGAUUUUAAUGUAAAUAUAAGCAGUAAGUUUUACUGAUUCGUCUGGGUCAUUGAUUAGUCCGACAAAUUCACAUCCUGCAUUCAUAUCAAGUGAUUAACUUCAAAUAAGCCAAACCAAUAGAAUGACAAGUGAAAGCAAGCGAGUUAUUUUGGCCUACAGUGGAGGAUUGGAUACUUCUUGCAUACUAGUUUGGCUCAUUGAAGAAGGUUAUGACGUUAUCGCGUUCUGUGCAGAUGUUGGACAGGAAGAAGACUUUGAAGCAGCAAAGGAAAAGGCAAAAAAACUUGGAGCAAAAAAGAUGAUAGUUGCUGAUGUCAGCAGAGAAUUCGUAACAGAUUUUAUAUGGCCUGGUAUUAAAGGCAACGUAACUUAUGAAGAUCGAUAUCUCCUUGGUACCGCUUUAGCUAGACCAUGUAUUGCCAAGGCAAUGAUUAAGGUAGCAAAUGAAGAAGGAGCUCAAUACAUUUCCCAUGGUGCAACUGGAAAAGGAAAUGAUCAAAUACGAUUUGAAUUAGCAGCUUAUGCAUUACAUCCUUCCAUAAAGGUUAUUUCUCCAUGGAGAAUGCCAGAGUUUUUCAAUAGAUUCAAAGGACGUAAAGAUUUAUUUGAAUAUGCAAAACUUCACAAUAUUUCACUCCCAGUAAACCCUAAAGCACCAUGGAGUAUGGAUGCAAACCUAAUGCAUAUAAGCUAUGAGUCUGGCGUUUUAGAAAACCCUAAUACAGAAGCUCCAAAAGAUAUGUAUCAAAUGACAACAGACCCUGAAAAAUCUCCAGAUGAGGCAGAUAUUUUAAGCAUAGAUUUCGAAAAUGGAGUACCAGUAAAAGUGACUAAUCAGAAGACAAAUGAAUCCAUGACUGAUCCUUUAGAACUUUUCAUUUAUCUUAACAAAAUAGGAGGUAAACAUGGAGUAGGUAGAAUCGAUAUUGUCGAAAACAGGUUUAUUGGAAUGAAAUCAAGAGGCGUUUAUGAAACUCCAGGCGGUACAAUACUUUUAGUAGCACACACGGAUAUAGAAGUUUUUACAAUGGACAGGGAAGUAAGAAGAAUAAAAAGAGACCUUGAUAUCAAGUUUGCUGAUCAAGUAUACAGAGGGUUUUGGUUUAGUCCUGAAUGUGAGUUUACACGUACGUGCAUACAGAAAAGCCAGGAUGGUGUAACAGGUUCUGUUAACCUUAAAAUCUACAAAGGUUGUGUCUACGUUCUUGGGAGAACGUCACCAACAUCUCUAUAUAAUGAGGAAUUAGUCAGUAUGGAUGUUCAAGGUGAUUAUGAACCAACAGAUGCUACCGGUUUUAUCAAGAUAAAUGCUUUACGUCUUCGAGAAUUCCAGCGCCUUAGAAGUUUGUCGAACAAAUAACCAGCAUAAAUUAUUCAUUCGUGUGUGUUUUUAAAUGACAUAAUUCUUAUUCUUAGUAUCAAUAACUUCAAACCAAGAUAAACUUGUAGUCUCGUUAUGUGUAUUAUAUUAGCUUAUCAUAGUUAAAAUAGUAAAAUUUGAAAUAAAAUUAGAUUCGUAUAUCAA